Molecule: messenger RNA, 2826 nt
Organism: Sinocyclocheilus anshuiensis
Lineage: Eukaryota; Metazoa; Chordata; Actinopteri; Cypriniformes; Cyprinidae
Exons: 4
Coding region: 15-1433 (472 amino acids)
Biological process (GO): phosphatidylinositol-mediated signaling; release of sequestered calcium ion into cytosol; phosphatidylinositol metabolic process
Molecular function (GO): phosphatidylinositol-4,5-bisphosphate phospholipase C activity
Source: RefSeq, a predicted model, not a curated record
CAGGUUUUAACCCCAUGUGGGAGGAGACACUUGUGUUUACGCUGCACAUGCCUCAGAUUGCCUUAGUACGCUUUAUGGUUUGGGACCAUGAUCCAAUUGGAAGAGACUUCAUUGGACAGAGAACCAUAGCAUUUAAAAGUAUGAUGCCAGGCUAUCGACAUGUCUAUUUAGAAGGUAUGGAAGAAGCAUCUAUCUUUGUCCAUGUUGCCAUUAAUGACAUCACAGGAAAGGUCAAAUCAGGCAACGCAGUAAAGCAGCUAAUCCAGAAAACCCUUAUGCAGACCUCUGAAGAUGGCACAAGGACAUCUUUUGGUCCGAACUUCCUGCGAAAAGGUGCUGGAAAGAACCAAGCAAAAGUGGUGAAGGGCUCAGCCGACUGCUACACCAAAGAAGACUUUCUAAACAGACGUUACAGUGAUGACGUGAGCUCGAAAGGCAGCAGGAGCACCUCACAGUCUGCAUCUUUGCUCAGAGGAGCUCAAAGUGAACCCCUGAGAAGGGCACAUAAGGUCUGUUUUCAGGAGCCAGAAGGAUCUCAUGAGGCACGGCGCCACCUGUCCUCCAUCACAUGCUCUGGUGGAGCAGGAGUGACUACGGACUACACCAACUUCGCAUUUGAUUCAAAAGACAGUUCAGAUUUUGACAUUCAGACUGUGGUUCAAUCACACCUUGAGGAUACCAAAGAGUUGACUGUUCCAAAACGAAAUAAACCGGAGUGUGAGCCUGCAGAUGUAGCAAUAUCUAAGAUGAAGGUUCCUGCUUCUAGACUGAAUAAUCAGCCCUUGUCGAAGCAGAUCUCAGGUGUUAAAUCUGUCAUUGAGGCUUCAGAGCAGGAACCUGAGAUGUAUGAACCUCAACAACUUACACAUGAGUGUGAACCCUUACAUUUUCAUCCAAUACCUGAUGGUAUACUAGAUCCUUCCAGUGGAACGUUAAACACCAGAAACAUGGUGCUCAGGAAUAAAUUUGGACGUUCUUUAGAUGGUAGGCUUAACCCUCAGUGGCAGCCAUUGUCAAUCCCCGCAACCCCUGUGCUAAGCAGACGCAUGAAUGACCCAGACACACCAUCUUCCAAAGAUUCACCAUUUAAAGGACGCAGAUCACAAAGCGUCCCAAGACGCCAUCCGCCCUUGCCACCAAACACACCCCAUCACAUUAGGAAAGACUUCCUCAACCAGUACCCUCUCCCUCAGUGCAGUUACUCUGCAACAAAAAACUCUGUUCCUAAUAGUCACAACCUCGUUGAGAGUGAAUCAAGCAGCCUAAGUAGUUUGGACAGCCUUGACCUGAGUACUCUGCCAUCCCGUUUCCCUGACAACCAGCAGCAGACAAUGGGCACACUGCAGAGGGAAAUGAAUGCUCUGUUUGAGCAGAAAAUGUGUGAGAUUCGCUGCCAUUCACCACUGUUUUUCAGAGAUUCAUCAACAUUGUAGAAAACAAAACAUGCAUGUGAAACUUAAGAAACUGAAAUAAAAUUCCACACUGCAAUUAUGGAUAUAGACAGAUGCUAAAGGAAGAAAACCUUUGUACAAGUAUUAUCUUGUUUAAAUCUUACUCAUCAUCUCAUGCUAUCUGGGCUCAAAAUUCAUAUUUUUUCCAAAAGGAGCUUGGAAUGUUGCAUUUGGUUUUUUGCAUUUGGAAGCUGCAAUUCACAGUUUAAAUCUAAACAUAUGUUUCUACUCAUGUUUGUUAAAAAAUGCAAUCACACUUGGGUGUUAAAUCGGGUUUAUUAAUUCAUUAAUAUACAUGGUGCCAGAAUGCAUACCUCAUUUGUGAUAGUAAGAGUAGUAUGCUUUUAACAUCAUUUUAUGUAUUUUUACUUGUACUUUGUUAUAGGCAUUUCCUUGCAUUUCUGAAUUUAUUACAAGCAUUUCCUCUGGUGUACAUAACUGAACAAACAUAAAAUCAAAUGUACUCCUUUUUUACUUGUCCUCAAUCUUUGUCAUUCAUUAACAAAAUAUAUUUUAUAUUUAACAUUUUUGAUUCAUAAUUCUGGUCUAAAAAGUUUCUAUAUUGUUUCAAGAUGGAAUGUAUGAGAAUAAUCUAAUACAAACUGCAUGAUAUUUUGCUGCAAGAUUAAAAAAAUCUGUCUCAUUGCAACCGCUUUACUGAACAGACAGGUAGCUUGAUUUAAAUGUAAAAUGUUUUUUAUUAUUAUUAUUAUUAAAUUAUGUAUAAAAAUAGGGGAGAGCAGGGUGAUUUGGGCCUGUGGGGAAGUUGAGCCACCCCUUGUUUCUAGACAACCUUAAACAAAAUUGGUGAUGUGACCACAAAUAUAUGAGAGUUGUCCAUUUUACUCACCCUGUGAUAGAGAGAGGCCUAUGGAAUAAUUGCUAACUACAUUUAAGUUCAAAAAACAUUUUUUUGCUGUUCAAAGUGAUCUUUUUAUGUUCAAGGACUCAUGCUUCUUGUGUCUGAACAAUUACAGACAAAUCUGAAAAAAUAUCAUGUAUUUGUGCUUUAGGAAGUUAUAAUAUGAGGCUGUACUGUUAGCAUGAUGUUAGCUCUAAACUGCUGGACAAUACAAGUUUGUUAAAAUGGUAAGAGUGGGGUAAUUUGAGCCAAAAGUCCUGGGCUAAGUUGAGCCAGUGGCUCACCCCUUCUUAUGAUAAAGUAUUAUUUUUACUGUAAUUCUACAUUAUAAUUCAUUAAUUUUAGACCAAACAUUUUACUUGUUCUUUGUUUUAAACUUUACAUUUUAAAUAGGCCUUGUUUAUGAAAAUUGGCCAUUUAAGUUUUUAUGAAAUUGUAUUUCCCUGCAACAUUUGUAAGUGGGAUGUUGAAUACUAUUAGCCCGGUUCUGUAAGGUCAAUUGCAGUUUGUUUG